Molecule: messenger RNA, 5688 nt
Organism: Eimeria tenella
Lineage: Eukaryota; Apicomplexa; Conoidasida; Eucoccidiorida; Eimeriidae
Exons: 5
Coding region: 1-5688 (1895 amino acids)
Source: RefSeq, a predicted model, not a curated record
AUGUCGAAUGUUACGGAGGUGUGGAACAGUGAAACAGUCAGGUUGCUGCCACACGAGUCUCACCUCUGCCCCAACGGCCUCCCGUCGGAGUGUACGUACACCCCAUUUUGGGACCGUUCAUUUCGUUCGGGUUCCUUGUUGGGUUGCGGCAGCACCAGCGGGUGCAGUAUAGUGUAUCGAGGCAGAAGCCCUGAGCCUAGUUCUCUGUUGACUUGUUACUUGGGGGGCUUCAAGCUGCACGAUAGGUCUCUCCCACUUGGCCGCAUUUCUAAGAAAACAUUCAAUCCCCUGCUCGAGGUGGAGGUGGUGAACGCGGUCGGAGUUUGCUAUUUUGACCAGCUGCUGUCGGAUCACCCUCUUUGUCUUUGCCUGCAGCCAAGUUGCUGCUGCUGCAGUGGAAAGCUUCCCACAGACCCCGACCCCUACAGCCUGCGCGGCGAUGGCAAAAAAGCAGCAGCUGCAGCAGCAGCAGCAAGAAGCAGGCGUGUUACAGUGCUUGAAGAAUAUGUUCCGUACGGCGCAUUACAAGAGGUAGCUAAGCAUGGAAGGCGUACCCCGGUCCUUGUGCUGCCGUGUGGUGCAGCACACAGCGCCCUCGAGUUGGUAGCAAUAUCCCAUAAAGUCGGCGACGUUGUUUAUACGCGAGGGCUCCCCCGCAAUAUCAGGAGCCAACAGUACAGAGGGGAACGCGGAUCGGACAAUGAGAGCCGCGAAAGAAGGAUAAGAAGAGUGAGGCACGGCAUUAGCAGCAGUAGCAGCAACAGCCGAAGCAGCAGCACCGGCAGCGAUCAGUCCUUGGAAGGGGAGUCUGGUAGUGACAGCUUUGGCCUUUCUGAAUGGGAGACGUCUAUGCAAGCAGCUGGAUGCUCGCUGGGUCUUGAAGGGCGUCGGCUUGCGGAGUUGCAUCCCAACGUAUUUCAGUGGACUCGUGGGGAAGGCCAGCGUCUGCGUCGUGACGGCACUGCUAGCUGCGAGAAGCAAAACAGCAGCAGCAGCUGUUGCUGUUGCUUUUGUUGCUGGUGUCCCAUGGGGGACGAAGCGGAUAAAAUAGGAUCAGCAAGAAACAUAUACGCACGCGGAGAUGCCCGUCACGCCCCCGACCUCGUCGACACCAUCAAGCCCAAAGAAUCCGUUGUAUCUGAGAGGGUAUUGGAGGUGCGCACAGACGACAAGCACCCUUUUAUUAAGCUUGUCUAUGCCAGGAAUUCUAGGGGUUUGUACGUAGCGAGGCUAAGGUACGACGAGGACGACUUCGAUCCUGCAGAAGCUACGGAAGCGCUCAAAGCAGCAACGCGCAGGCAGCAAGGGAUACAGGGGUCCCAAUCUGAGACGGAUAUACGUGGUUGGCUUCAGGAUGGAGGCUUAAGGCGGCAGCUGAAAGUGGAAGUGUUGCAUGACGCGCCUUAUGGCUACCGGGUGCCACGCCAGGAGGGAGGUCGGGCUCGACACAAAGACAGGGAAGCUGGCGUCCUACGUUUUGGGGUCCCCAAGCAAAUUCCAGCCCAUCCAACAGUAAUCAACAUCGCCGUGAGCCCUGCCGAUGUUGGUGAAGCUGCACUGCUCUACAGCUCGCAGUACGUGAGCCUCUGGAGAGCCGAGGAGGCGCGAAUGGAAGUGCCCGCGCCCGUUUCUCUCUCUGUGGUCACUCGAAACAUCAAGCGGGCGUCUCGGCCGUCUAUGCGAUACAGACACCGCGCUGUUCUUGCUGACCCAGCUGCGGAGGCCUUCCAAACCCUUUGCUAUUUACCCCACCAACGCCAAACUCUUCUUUUGGGGAGCGAAAAUCUCUGGGCUUUGGACCUCAGGGCAAAGGGGAUGACACGGCUUUUCCCCGCGUUGCAUGCACCGACGCACAGUAGCACUCUGCAGUGCAUUGCGGAGACGCUGUACGCACCAUGUACAGCCAAUUCGACCUACCACACGACAUUUACUGCUUUGGCUCCUCACCCAGUCCAUCCCUUCCUCCUUGCCGCAGUCCACGAUGCUACAGAGUCCAUUUAUCUCUUUGAUGUGAGGGCGAUGCAUGAGCCCCUCACAGUUGUUGGCCUCCCCACAGUCCGCAAGAUGGGUUCCAGAUAUCGCAGUUUAUUGUGGCACAGCAGCACUGACAAGUGGGCUCAAGCAGAACACCUGGAGUCCAUGAGGGCUACUCGUCUAUCUAGUGAUAAUGCCCGCAAGGCUGCCUUCACUUUUGGAGCAUGCGCUGCACAUCAUGACCCUUCCUACACUCACGACCUCCUUGCUGCGUUCUCUUGGAAAAGCGACGACGUGGUCUGCAGCGCGCUUCGAGUACACCCUGCUUUCUGCCCUCGCGACCCGAUGCAGCCUUUCGGCACUUCAAGCCGCGAGGAACUUCCCCAAAGCAUCCACUUCGGGGGGUCGGGGGUCUCAGCUACGAGGCAGGACCAUCCGCGCCUGCACAACAAACGGCCUUAUUUUGAAGCCUCGCCACUAGAGGCCGUAAAGCGGAGCUGUCUUCCAACAGUCAUAAACAGAGAGGCAGUGGAGGUUUCGUGGCAAGCAGAAGUUUCAAUGUUUCCCCGUGUCAGCUGGGGCCUUGAAAACCGGGAGCGUUGCAGCUCCAUCCCAUCUAAGACUCCUAUUGGUUCUCCUUGGACCCAACAGAGGCCGUUGCAGGUGACUGUAGAUGAACAUGCGGCCACCGCUACUUUCCAUGGGUAUGCAGGGGCGUGUCUUUUUGAGUUGCCAAUAACGGGGGAGACACGACAAGCACUCGCUCAUGAAGGCCAUCAACAACCAACGCGAACUGUCCGCUGCAGCGUAUGCGGGAGCCGCAACCCACUGGCGUUGGCAGCAGCCUGGAGCAUUAGUAGCAGAACUACAUUCUGCAGGAACUGCUUAGCCCCCAUCAGCCACGCUGUAAGUGUGUCCAAAGAAUCAACGGGCUCCCUCGUUGUCCUCUCUGCGCUAACCACCAGCGGCCGUCUCACGUGCAGGCCCUUAACACUAAAUGACCCAGUGCUAAGGCUGAAAUUGCAGAAUCGCUGCCGCCUGUACUCAAAAUUGGCAAGGCGGCAGCGGUUCAAGAGGAAGGAGGACCAGGAAGCGUUUAGUGCUUUCGGUGUUGAGCCAGGCAAGUCCCCGCAAGCUAGUGAGCCCUCAGAGGCUCUGGCUGCCCUCCUGUCCUUCCAUACUCGUCGAUUUUCCCGCGAAUAUCCCUGCAGUAUAGCAAGUGGUAAAGGCAGCAUAGCUACUUAUAAGCCGUCCGGUCAUCAGGCCGUACACGUUCUACUAAAACAUCUGCACGCUAAUUUGAACGAAAAGCGGGUCUUGCCCCAAAGGAUUUCGGUAUUGCUGCUACAAGCGCAGCUGCAGCAGACUUUGCAGCGGGAGCUACUAUUCCGUGCUGCGGUAAAGCUGCAGCGCAGUCAGCAGCUGCAUCUGCUGCGUCGAGUUUCUUUUGAGGACCACUUGGUGCCAUGCGAAGAGGUAGCUGGCGCGCUCUUGGGCGCUUUGAGGCUAGGCUUGGUGGCAAUGAAAUUCAGCGGACUCUGGCCGCGAAGGCUUGCUUCGUUUGCUUUCUGUGAUUCGGGAGCCUUCGGCAUACACAGGCCUGCAUUUAUCACGGAGGCCUACGACCCUGAGCCUGUCGUUCAGGUGCUUCUAGCUAGCCGAAAUCUUGAUGCGUACCUAAACGGAACUGCAGAAGGUCACCCCACAGAGUCAGGGAAAGCAAAGGACCUCCAGGAUGAUGAGCAACGAGCAAGUACAGAGGGAGAAGCGGAUCAAAACAGCUAUAUGUUGUCGUUAGCAGGCUCGGAGCAUUCCCAGUCCCUCCUUUCUUCGGACUUUAACGGCAAGGUUCCUUCCAGUGGCGGCUACUUACCAGAGAACGAAGAGCCCCAAAGAUUUGACAUCGCAUCAGCUGCCAGAGAGUUGCUGGAGACAGAGCCUGAGGAGCCGGGCUUUACAGCAGUAACGGAAAUUUCCGCGCUACCCUUCUCUACAUCCAGGAGCCGUGCGGUUUUCCGCUACGCUGUAGAGGCUGUGGAAGCCUUGAGCUAUGUGACGCCUGGAAGAAGUCUCUUGCAGUUAAGAGACGAAGGCACUGUUCUUCUGCAUGACGUACUGAUGGCGGUUCAGAUGUGGCGUGACGGAGUGCUGACAGAUGCUCAGGUUCUGAGCUUAUUGUGUCACUUCACAAUUAGCAGGCCUUGUACAACCGGUAUCUUAGACAUGCAAAGAACCACUUUGCCAUUGAGUGUCCCUGUGGCUCGCUCCCCUCAAGAAGCUCUAAAGACCGCUAUGGAAGUGGCACAAGGGUCGCAUCUACAAAGUGUAUUCAACUCCACAAGGCGUGCAAACGACGGUGUUCUUAAUAAGCCGACUGUAGGGCCGGAGGAAGCGUAUGCAUGUCCUUCUUUGGAAGCAAAUGAGUCACCCGGCGGAUUAUCUACGGGCGGGACAGGGGAGAUCAAGAAUGAAUUCUGGAAAGUAUCAAACCCUGCACUGGCUCCAGCUGUGCUGUGUUGUUGCAAAGUCCUGCUUCAGCAUCACUGUGAUGUGCAUGCAUGUACUGUGGGAGAUCAACCAGCGUGGCCAAUGCCUGGAGGGGACUAUAGGGGGGUUUUGUACCCGCAUACUGACGGUGUCCAAGCCUUAUUGGAGGUGCUUAAGUCACAGUUCAGAAAUUAUCGAGCAGAAAAUCGAUGUGGCGAUGCAGUUAGGCAUGCCUGCUUUAUCCCGCAGGCCAUCGUGGAUGAGCUGGCGGAGGCCCUGUUUCUGACGCACGAGGUGCUGUUGCUACCAGUAGGGGACUACAAAGCACUUGAACCGUGCCACCAGCCCACAAAGGUGUCCUGCUGUGGCUCAGAAGGCCCUACGAGUAGCUCUGCAAAUGAUUUAGCCUCAGUAGAAAAUCCAAGCCGUCGCUGUAGUGGCCACCAAAAUUUGCCGAGGAACGAAAGGAACUUCGAUGCUGGGGUUCCUCAGCUGUUCACUCAGAAAGUUGGAGGCUCAUCUGCAAUUGAUGUGACUUCACCGAAAUGCCCUUUGGCUUCCCCUUGGAUCCCUUCUUAUUGCAUUUCGCGCCAUCUGCACACCUUCUCGCGAACAGAUACAUUGACUGCAGAAGACGACCACUUGCAGCAGGAACUCCAACAGUACGCGUGGCGAGAUCUGCUGCAACAUCAGCAGAUGACACAAAUGGCCAAUGCUGCUCGCCCUGGCGAUUUCGCCGAGCAGCACUUUUCGCGGUACCCGAGCAGCCCAACCCUACGCCUGCCGCAGUCCAUGAGAUGCCGCCUCCCUGACCAUGUUCUUCAGGGCCUGGCCCACAGCAAAUGGGGACGACUGCUCUGUGGCAUCGCUGUUAAUGACGUACUAAUAGCGGACAUUCUCUCGCAUUGGGAUGUCUCUGCAGUUCAGAGGAUGCGCGGGACCGCAGAAACGCAGCGCCAGGUAGAAAGGCGCACUGAGCUAGAUCGUGAGGAUGGCAGACCUAGCCGCCGAAAAGGUGCACUAACGGCUGUGGAUGACUUGCCGAGAGACCCGGCAGGCAGAGUGUCUGAUGAGCUCUGCAGGCUACUGGGGUUGCUACCACAAACGCCUUUGCAGUAUUCCUUGUUCGUUAGCGUGCAGGAGCGGCAGCAGGAGCAGCGCCGCGUCCAGGCAGAGCGGCAACAGCUGCUCGAAAGCAUUGCUCAGGCGAUGCGCCGACGAGCGUAA